UGGUAACGUAAUCAUUGAAUGACUUCAAAAAAAGUGUGAUUUUUUUAGCGACAAAAUUAAUGGUUUGAAUGUUGUGUUUGCCAUCACUUAACACAUCCAUUGAUUGUAUUGAUUGGCCAUUCAUUUGAUGGCAACGUCACGGGAAUUGUUGGCCAAUUCGGUCACUCAGGUCUUGCCACUGGUUUCGGCCAAAUUGUUUGCAUCGGAGGCUACUUCUGUUGACACUUCUUUGUGUCCAAUUCGGUGUCGGUUCGCAUCUAAUGCCGUCGGUCAGUGUUUAUGGACAAUCAGAGGCUCACAACUUGACAUUAUAUCGGUAGACGUGAAGAAUGUGUCGACACAAAGACAAUUGGGAUCCUUUGAUUUCGGACACAUUUUCGGAGACAAUGCCAUAAAAAUUGUAAAUGUUGUCCAACUGAUGGACGCUUUUGAUGGUUCGGCAAAAAAUAAAUAUCUUUAUACGUUUGCCGUCGCUUUGCGGCGAAGUUCCGGUACAUGUCUUAUCUGUCUCGUCGACGCACGACUUAGUCUUGUAAUGAAGACAAUCGACACACAGUUUAAGAUAACGAGUUUAGAGCUAAUAAUGAACUCAAGAUUAAUCUCAGGAAAUAAUUGGCCACUGAUUGAUGAAUUACUACACAUGAAUGGUAUUAUAGCCAUCGGUACGGAAGGAGGAAUCGUCUUUCUUUUAGAUCUUUUUUUGGAUUAUAUUACACCAUUAAAUGAGACAUUGAUUCCAAAGAAAAUAUCAUUUAUUGUUUGCAAUUCAUCGCAUAUGAAUCUGAAGAACAAACGAAAGACAGCUUCACUUCAUGACCAACACUUAUGUCUUCCACUAAAUGGUGAUUCACUAUUGAAGAAUCGUUUUAUCUAUAAGGCCGAUGACGGCACUGUUCUUUCGCCAUUUCCUAAGGAACAGGUAUAUGUCAGUGCUCUUCAUUAUAUACCACAAACAGGAUUUCUUUGUGUUGGCUAUAACUUCGGUGGUUUUCAAUUCUACAAUAUGAACACAUUUAAACUGGAGUGCAGUUGUGGACUGGAGUACGGCUUACCGCCAGUAAUCAGAUUUGCAUUUCAAGACCCGGAAAACGAUCCGAAAAACUAUUCGUAUGUUUGGGUUAUCAGAGGCCAAGAAAUUGAGGAAUUGAAUGAAAUACAAAAUACUAUUUCAAAUGCUAUUAUGUAUUCAAUUUCGUUUGAAAAGAAGGAUUGGAUUCCUGAUUACGGUAUACUUUACUCCGGAUUUCAGGGCUGUUCGUGUCGUUUUGAAUAUAUAUUGAGUUCAAACCCACACUCUUCAGAAAUCAACGUAUUAAGCAAUAGUCGUCUUAUCGAUUGCUAUACUAUUCCGUUAGGAAAUCAAUUAACAAAUAAAUCGUCGGACGACGAAUCGGCUAAUAUAGAUCUCAGCCUUUUGUUUAUCUCUUGGGAAGCAUUGUCUGACUUAUCAAAUGAAACCUAUUCUUCAACAUAUUUUGCUAUUUUUGAUUUAAAUCAAUGGUAUCGCUCGCAAAUGCCAACAGAUAUCAAGAUAGCAGAUGACAAACAAUUUUGUCCAUUUUUAGGUGUCUUUUCAUUGGAAAACAUUGCAAACACUAUGUCUCCCGACGCUAUUGUCUCAGUUCAGUUAAAUCGCGAAACAAUCAGCAAAUAUCGUUCCCAAGCAUUUCAAGACGACAUCCAUUAUUAUCCAUCUUCGCUAUCAUUUGAAGUGACUGUACUAUCCGAGUCACAGAUAUGUGGCGCAUCAUAUUUAGGACUUCCUAAAUUUUGUUUAGCUCAACUGGUUAAAGAUGGACCUAAAAUUCUAAUUGAUCCAAAAGAAUAUGCCAUUACUUGUGUCAGAUCUGGUUUGUUAUCGUUGGACAUCUAUCAUCAAUCACUAUCUACUUUGCAAUUACGACAUAUUAUCUUAAAUAUUGCUCUUGAAAACGAUUGCUUACCAUUUCUUAUACAAGUAGUUAAAGAAUGGUCAUCCGGUGAUCUUAAACACUGUGGAUGUGAUUCAAAGUGUUUAUUAGACUGGAUUUGGUCGAGAGUGGCAUUAAUUAAGAAUGAAAUCGAUUCCAUAACACAUCCAUUGUUUGAUUUUUCCGGACAAUUGUUAGAUAAUUACAACUCUGCACAGCUUUAUGCCUAUGAAAGUGAUCUCAAAUCAUUGAAUAUUAUGUUAAAACAUUUGCAAACAUCGGUUGCGAUGACAAACCAAUUGAAUCUUCAAGAGUUAACGUUAAGACAAGAAGUCACUCAAUUGAUAACUCUUUAUUUGCGAACACUUCUAUGGUUUUAUGAAAUUAAUUUAUUGCCCGAACAUUCUGAAGAAGAUGUUUUCGGUGAACAAGAGGUCGCUUAUCCGUACACUGACUUUAAGAACUAUUAUAUUGAUCGACGAACAGAACUCCAUAAUAUAAAUCCUGAUAUUAUUCAACCAACAGAUUUGCUCCUAAUUGAUGGUAUGGUUGAGUCUCUAAAUCCUGAGUUAUCUGAACUCUGGAUCAAAGGAGGUGGCGAUGGUUUAUACCCACCGCCUAACCUGCACUCACUAUUGGGUGUAUUUCUCUUGGAAUCGGCGACUUUGGCUCAAAAACAAGCGCUUAUGUUAUAUAUGUUAUUAGAUUUGGCUGAAUAUUUGAAUGACCGCCAGAGCGAUGUCGCCGAAAAGAUUAGACAAUAUCCACAGGUGUUUGCACUCAAGUCAAGCCUUAUUAAGUCUAUUCAAGCCUUUUGGGGUUUGGAUCACAAACUCUUUGAUUUUUCUCUUCAGUUCCUAUUAGAUCCUGUCGUCAAACCAUUAUUUUUGGGAAACAAAACAAAUGAAAUAUUUGUGUUCAACGAUUUACAGCAGAGAAUAGUUCAGUCAUUUGUUUAUCAAAAUGAGGUGAAGUGCGCUCUAAUCUAUAGUCAAAAUUGUGGUCAGUUUGCUUUGGAUACACCCGUUCGCGAAAAACUUCACUUAAAUAUGCUUUUACUUAAUAAUCAAAUUUGUAAUGCAAUUCAAUAUCAAAGACUUUGUCGAAAUGAGACGAAUGCCACCGAACUUCUCAUUCAUUUAUUUGAUUUGUGUGAGAGAAUGGGUGUCAUCGAAGAAAUAUUUAAAAUACCAUUAGAUAUGUUUGAAGAAGAAGUGUUUACCAACUAUUUGGUGACAUCUGAUUUGCCGAAUGCCAAACAAAAGCUUGUUUUGUAUUUAAUUGCAAACAAUAAGAUUAUUGAUGCGGCGAAUGUCUUAAACGAAUUUGAAGAUGAGUUGACUAAUAUUGCCGAUGAAGACUUGGUUGAGAAGACAAAUCAAUUGAUUAUAUUAAUUAAAGCCUAUUUAGCAGCACUUCCGCAAUCAUUUACCAAAUUGGCUAAAGAGAUUGCUAUCUUUGAGGAGAGUAAACAGAAACAAACCGGUAAAAUAACCGUUUCCAACACAUUACCCAUUCAAGUGAAACCUAAACCCAUUGCAAUGGAUUGGAUGGCGCCGUCAACAGCUAUUGAGAAUAUAAUGGAAGAAAUUGCUGAUAUCUGGAAGAAGGAGAAAAAAAACAAUUUACAAGUGUCUACCCCUCCUGUCGUCAAAAGUGGCAAAAAAUCUUCAAAAAUACUGAUUUCCCAAAACUCACCAUUUCUUCGGACGCCUACAGUUGACAGAAGUGCAAAGAAAGUCAAACAAUCGGCCAAAACAGUAUAUCCGACGCCUAAACUCAUUGAUUUCGAGAGUAAAAGUGUGACAAAACACAAGAUUAUUACUUCAACACAUCAAACAAGAAGUGCCAAAAAAGAAACUCAAAAGAAACAUCAAAACGAUUUGCUUAUAUUGUUAGAGACGCCUCAAAUCAAACAUAAAUCUAUAUCUAAUAAAAGUAAUGCCAAAAAUAUAACCAUUACCUCAACAACGGAUUAUUUUACUCCCCAAUCAAUAUUGAAAGCAAAUAAUCUAAAACUAAUGAUGAAACGAUCUUUGAGUCCAUUACUUAUGUCUCCAUCUGUUUCGGCCAAAGGUUCUCCAAAUAAGACAAUAGAGUCGACUCAAGUUCAACAUAGACUUCGGUUUUCUAUUCCUGAUAACGAAAAUUCAUUUACUGAAGAGUCAAGAGCUGAAAAUCCACGUUUGGCUUCAAUUAAAGACACACUUAUGCUUAUGUCAUUGAAAAAUACCUCACAACCUAUUAUGGAAACUGAAAUGGAAGAUAUGGAUCAAAGUAUCGGACCUUUAAUUGAUUUCGACAAAACUACAAGUGAAGAAGGAUUUAAGAUUCAAGAAAUGAUUUUAGAUGAACCCCAUGAAGAUGUUAAGUCUGGUUUCGUUUUUUCUCCGCCACAGACUCGACUUUCUUCGGCUCGAAAGAAACAGCAAAAUCUUGAAGUAGAUGAAGAAUUGCAUAUAGAAAGGACAGAUGAUAUUCCGAUUACAUCUCAAUUUACUUUCUCUCAAAUAGAAGAACAAAAGACACCGAAACAAAAAUCCAAUAGAAAAUCAAGACCUAAGAAGAAUAAUAAAGAUAUUAAAGAAACAAUUAUUGAAUCAACUCAACAACAACAACAACAACAAUUCGUUACUGAAGAGGUGGAAACAUCGUCACUAAUCCUCGUUUCAGAAGAGAUAAAAUCAUCGACACAGCCAUUAACUGCCGAACCAACAUCUCGUAGUCGUUCCCCAACUCCCGCCUCUCGCGCUGAUGACUCUGACUCCAAAAAGAGUGACGUAUCGCACGUGUCUUCGAGUAAAACGUCGACCUCUGGUCGCGAUAGAUCGUCGCGAUCGAAGACUCCGACAAAAAAAUCUACUAAGAAAUCAACCGAAACUCCAACCCAUACAAUGAAACUGAGAGGAAGUACUACCAAAUCAAAGAAGGAGUAAAACAGAUGAUAAUUACAAAUUAUGUCAUGUUUUUAGA
Oppia nitens is the source of this 4883-nucleotide messenger RNA. It is a transcript of the gene Elys, whose product is annotated as protein ELYS-like. The coding region runs from base 128 to 4846 and encodes 1572 amino acids. NCBI's taxonomy places the organism in Eukaryota, Metazoa, Arthropoda, Arachnida, Sarcoptiformes, Oppiidae. The transcript is spliced from 6 exons. The record is from RefSeq and is a predicted model, not a curated record.